Molecule: messenger RNA, 1368 nt
Organism: Empidonax traillii (willow flycatcher)
Lineage: Eukaryota; Metazoa; Chordata; Aves; Passeriformes; Tyrannidae
Product: maestro heat-like repeat-containing protein family member 6
Exons: 11
Cellular component (GO): cytoplasm
Source: RefSeq, a predicted model, not a curated record
AUGCUCCCUCCUGGCCCCUCAAGAGCUGCUGCAGUCAUGUGGAGGACCAUAGCCUUGUCUGGAACAACAGUGGUGAGGGUACUGCCAACACUGCUCUACGUGAUGGAGGACUGGCCACUGCAUGGCACGUCCACUUCUGAGGGGCGCAAGGACAUCAUUGCCCUGGCUGCAACCAUAGUGGUUUGGGAAAUUCUCCAGAUGAUCCGCUACCCAGAGCUAUUGAUGGAAUAUUCCCCCCGUCUCCUCGUGGAUCUGCUCUUCGUGGUUCUCAUCAGCACAGAGCAGAUGCCAGAGGAGGUUGCCACCUUCUGGGGGAGAUGCUGGGAGGAACACCGGCUCCCAGCAUGACCUGAGCUUCUCUCUCCACACAGAUUCACAGUGCUGACCGUGAAGACCCUGCUUUGCCAUCUGUAGUUUGAAAAUAUUGUGAUGGCAAUGGAACGGAAGCGUGGCUGGGACACGCUCCUCAGGCCUGACACCCGCCACUACGCAGUGGGUCUGCUGGCCAGGGAGAUGCGCCGUGCCUCGAGCCCCUUGUGUUCCCCAGUUGCCCUCUGCCUGCUGGGGGUGCUCAUCAGGGAGAAGCCCCGCUGGGAGGUUCCCGCCAUGGCCUUCCUUGUGGAGGUCCUCGACUGCCUGGACAUGACUGAAUGUGGGGAUGGAAUCCUGCAGAUCCUUUCAAGAGACCUGGUGAACGAAUGCAAAGAGAGGCGUCGCCUGGCGAUCAAAGGCUUUGUACUGCUGAGCACGGAUCCUAUGAUGGCCAAGAGAAUGUGCAGCCUCUCGGAAAGUCUCAUGCAGCUCCUGUGGGAUGCAGAUGUCGAGGUGGUUGAGCUGGCCUUGCCAAUAUUCCUGAAUAUGCUGCAGAGCAAAGACAUCCUAACCUCCAGCCCCACCGCCCUGAAGCUGGCUGAGGCUCUGCGGCCACUCUUUGACAGUGACAACAGCCAUGUGCAGAUCCUCUCCAUUCACCUGUUCCAAGAGGUGAUGAAGUCGGGAGUGGAUGAGGGAAAGAAGCCCUUGAAGAUACAUGUGGUCCAGAACCUGUUCCCAUUCUUCCUCUACUGUGGCAUGAUGAGAACCAGCAAAGUGGCACAGACCUCUCGGGAAGCGCUGCUUUGUGUAGCCAAAUUUCUGAAGAGGAAGAAUCUCGAGCAGCUGCUGAAGACAGAGCAGCCAUUGAAAUUUGGCGAGUGCCUGCUGGAAAAGGACAAGAGCCAAGUGGCCGAAUAUGUGCACCAGGCGCUUCCAUACCUGGAGAGCCCACAGGAGCCCAUGCAAGAGGCAGCCAUCAAGUUCAUAGGGAUGGCCGGGAGAUACCUGAAAGGGCAGAAGAAAGAGUUGCAGCUCGUCGUGGACGGUGAAUGA